Molecule: messenger RNA, 2625 nt
Organism: Sodiomyces alkalinus F11
Lineage: Eukaryota; Fungi; Ascomycota; Sordariomycetes; Glomerellales; Plectosphaerellaceae
Product: alpha/beta-hydrolase
Exons: 4
Coding region: 1-2625 (874 amino acids)
Molecular function (GO): hydrolase activity
Source: RefSeq, a predicted model, not a curated record
AUGGGUCCCCUUAAGCUUAACACGGUUUCCGUAUCCUUCGCCGUCACGCCUACAGUCAUCUCCACCCUAUUAUCUCAUUACCUCAACCGCAAGGCUUUGGAACAGAAGCCAACCGCCAGCAUUUCGUACCACGAAGGCCUACAACUCAUCCGAUCGUUCCUUCAGUUCGCUUCCUACCAUACCGUAGAGGAACUCCAGUCCUUCACCAGUCAAUGGGUCCCUCACCCGCAAUGGGUCCGCGUCAAGGAUGUGAUUAUUCCCAAGUCCCAGCUCGACGAGGCUGCUUCCCUGCUUCAAGCCCAGCUCGGCCAGGACGGAAUUCAAAAGGUCGGGGGGCACAAUUGGUGGCAGUGGAGGCAAUCCGAGAACCCACUGAAGGCCGAGUGGAUCGAGAUGAGAUCUGACUACCUGGAGCGCAAGGGGAGUGGCCAGUCAUGCAGGCGGGUCAUGCUUUACGUCCACGGCGGUGCGUACUAUUUUGGCAGCGUCGGUGAACAUCGCUAUCAGAUGCAACGCCAUGCCCGAAAGCUCAGAGCCAGGGUCUUGGCCCCUGAGUACCGCCUUGCUCCUCAGUACCCCUUUCCCUGUGGCCUCCAGGACUGUCUUGCUGCCUACUUGUAUCUUCUCAGCUUCCAGGAGCCCAACACCAUUCUUCUCGCUGGUGAUUCAGCUGGCGGCGGCAUGAUCUUGUCCAUCAUGUGCACUCUCCGCGACCAAGGCAUUCCUCUGCCUGCUGGCGCGAUUCUGAUCAGCCCCUGGGUAGAUCUCACUCAUUCCUUCCCCAGCGUAGCCGAAGAAAACGACUUGGACUAUAUCCCGGCGUCGGGCUUUCACCAUAAACCGUCGCGGGCUUGGCCGCCCCCGAACGAGGAUGACAUGGCUAUGAUAAAAGAACAGGCCGAAAAGAAGCGCGCUGGGAAUGAGAAAGCGACCAAGACUAGCAUCCUUGAAGCAAAACAGGCCAGCCCUUUUAAGAUGGCACCCGCUACUGGACAAAUGAUAAACGGCGCUGCACCCCCGGAGUCCCGUGACUUGACCGAGAAGCCCCCGGAAAUUCCGAACACAUCGAUUCUUCUCUCGCUUACCAUCGAUGGGAAGCACACUGUCGUGAAGGAUCAGAUUCAGAUGUACACGACCAACGAACUUCUAUCCCAUCCCUUGGUAAGCCCCGUCACUCAGCCGACCUUAGGAGGGCUUCCUCCUCUGUUGAUUAUGGUAGGCAGUGGAGAGAUCUUGCGGGAUGAGCAAAUCUAUCUCGCCCACAAGUGUGCCGACCCUGCCAAGUAUGCACCUCCCGAGGAGAAAAUGGACAAUGCAGCCAAGGAGCUUCUGAGGAGAUUCAGGCCAACCAACGUUCAACUGCAAGUCUGGGAUGACCUUUGCCAUGUCGCACCGACGCUCAGUUUCACAAGACCCUCAAAGUAUAUGUAUCGCUCGAUCGCACAAUUCGGCGCCUGGGCUCUCGCCCGAGCUCAGGAGGCCGCUAUUGACAUUCUUGACGAUGACGCCAUCUCUGUAAUAUCUAGCUCUGAGUCGGACUCAGGCGGCGACAUGGUGCAGCAGAAUGUGGGGGCGGUCGAGACCCUUCAGAACAACAGCUCUGCUGCCCAUUUUCAAGUCGGAAUGGCCGGCGACACCUUGCCCCCGUUCAAGGAACAUAUGAUUCGACAGAGGGUGACCCGGAGCGGUGUCAUAUACCCGUUGCCGCCGCCAUCAGAACUUCCGGCGUGCACCAUAGAUCCCAAAGAGAUUGGUGUGGCCAAAGAGAUGCCGGUUCGUAGAUGGCUGGCGAGGAAGAAAGAAUGGGAAACCAGGUAUGCUCGCGCCAGAGCCAGAGUUCACCGGAAGAUGAUCGAAGACAUGGCUGCGGGGUUCGUCAGAUACAGUGACGGCGAGGACCCUCCACCGACGGCCCUCGCCGGACGGAGGAAAUUAGACUCCGAAGAAAACAUUAGAAAACCAACCAAGAGCAUCGGACUCGCUCUCUGGUCCCUCUGGGGUUCCAAACACGACGAAAUGACCGUGGAGAGGGAGAGAAGGGCAGAGCAACAACAGACAGAGCAGAUACCUGAUUUUGUGGUGGUCACUGAGGAGGUCUCCUCUCAAAACGCAACCCCGACACCCGUCGCUGGCCCUUCUUCGCCGUUGUCUCCCAGUACUGAACGGCCCCAGACCAGGUCCAGGACACGAAGUGUCGUCGACGAGCACCAGACAUGGCAGCAGAACGAGGAACUGGAUGAACGGACUCCCAUUGCAGGCCUCCUCGCCAUGCGCAAGGAGAGCGAGAGGAAAGCACAAGAGGAGGGAGGAGCCGGCAAGUCGGCCGAUUUUUUGAGCCCCGACUACGUCACCGAGACGGGUGUAGCUGGGAAGCGUCCCUUCCAGGAUGGUAUCGCCCUGCCAUUCAGUCUCGACAAGGAGGCUGAUUCUGCCAGCAUGGUGACGCUCGAUUCGACGGGUGGCACUUCUGAUGUCAGACCCAAAAGCCCCAUUCAGUCUUCUUCCAGAGAUGCAGUGUCUACACAGGCGAUCCCCAUCGCCGGUCUGCUGCACCUCCAGAAUGUGAGGGGCUUCCCGGUCGUCUUACCGGCCCAACAAGCGCUUGGUGAUGCGGUGCUUCCCUAG